AAGGCUUGAGCCACAUGGUCCACAUUAUCAACUUCCCUUUACUAUACAAUUCAAGUAGAUAAAGCCUCCCUUCCCCCCACAUAAUUUAUCUAGUUAAAGCUAAUUAAUUUUUGCAGAAUAAAGAUUGAAUUACAUUGAACCUGGCCUUAGUCAAUAAUUAAUAGCCAAUAAAAAAAUAUAAGUAAAAUGUCUUCUAAUUGUCCAAAUUGUAUAUGCUUGUAGCUGAAGCAAGGGAAUCAAUUUGACUCUCCUAGGUGUGUAUAUAUAUAUUUUUUAUGAACACUGCCCUAGGUAUAUAUGAACUCACCAACGUAGGAAGAAAAUUAAGAAAAUCUAUCUAUGGAAGAAGUAAAGCUACUAGGAUUCUGGCCAAGUCCAUAUGUUCAUCGAGUUAUAUGGGCACUGAAACUCAAGGGUAUCAAAUAUGAACAUGUAGAAGAUGAUAUAUUCAACAAGAGUGAUAUGCUUUUGAAGUACAACCCUGUCCAUAAGAAGGUUCCUGUGCUUGUUCAUGGUGGGAAACCCAUCGCAGAAUCCAUUGUCAUCCUCGAGUACAUUGAUGAGACUUGGCCACAGAACCCCUUGCUUCCAGAUGAUCCUCACGAGAGAGCUGUAGCUCGGUUUUGGGCAAAGUUUGGAGAGGAUAAGAGCAACAAAUUGUUUGGCUUCUUUAUAACUGGUGGACAAGAACAAGUGAAAGCAACAGAAGAAGUGAAAGAACUUCUGGGAAUCCUAGAAGAGCAUGGUCUUGGAGAGAAGAAGUUUUUUGGUGGCAGUGACAUAGGACUGGCUGACUUAGCCUUUGGAUGGAUAGCGUGCUUGCUGGAAAUCCUUCAAGAAGCAGCUGGGGUCAAAGUAAUGGAAGCUGAUAGCUUCCCUCGCUUACAGGCAUGGAUCAAAAACUUCAAUGAAAUUCCAGCCAUUAAAGAAAGCCUUCGCGAUCGCAAUGAGCUGUUGACAUAUUUCAAAUGGCGAAGAGAACACUUGAUGUCCUCAGCAGCAUCAUAAACAUAUUAAACACUACUAGCAUCAGCUUGGUCUGCAAUUCAACAGCUUGUGUGCUCUCAUUCUCUGAAUCUAAAUCUCAAGAUAUGUUAUUCUACAAAUAAGUUUGUGUGUCUGAGUGCGGAAGACAUGGCAGUGUGACUGGUAAUUUACUAGAUGUAUAAUGCUACAAGUAGAGGCUUGCAAUUA
This is a messenger RNA of Quercus robur (English oak), 1194 nucleotides long. RefSeq names its product probable glutathione S-transferase. NCBI's taxonomy places the organism in Eukaryota, Viridiplantae, Streptophyta, Magnoliopsida, Fagales, Fagaceae. Gene Ontology annotation, molecular function: glutathione transferase activity. Gene Ontology annotation, biological process: glutathione metabolic process. The coding region runs from base 340 to 1008 and encodes 222 amino acids. Gene Ontology annotation, cellular component: cytoplasm. The record is from RefSeq and is a predicted model, not a curated record. The transcript has 2 exons.